AUUACUUGCUCAAUAUUUUGUGGAAGAUUAGGUAAAUACAACACAAUAACAUAUGAUUAAUUAAUGUUAUCAUGAACUCUGUCUGUAGAAAGAAUAUAUAUAUAUAUGUUGGUGCAUGUGGACAAGCAGUAGCGAGCAAAAUCUUCAACCGGUGAGCACAAUGAGCAGAGAGGAGGCCGUAGUUCUCUACCCGACUCCGGCCAUCGGGCACCUUAUCUCGAUGGUGGAGCUGGGAAAGCUCAUCGUCUCCCACCGCCCCUCGCUCUCCGUCCACAUCCUCCUCUCCUCCCAGGCCUACAGCGCCGGCUCCACCGACGCCUACAUAGCCUCUGUCUUUGCCUCCUUCCCCUCCAUCUCCUUCCACCGCCUCCCCGUCACGUCCCUGCCCCCGGACUUCUCCACCCCCUCCCCCCACCACGAAGCCCUAGCUCUUGAGCUCAUCUGCCUCAACAAUCCCCACGUCCGCCACGCCCUCAUCUCCAUCUCCGAGCGUCACCGCGUCCUAGCCCUCGUCAUCGACUUCUUCUGCUAUGUCGCCUUCUCCGUCGCUCGAGACCUCUCCAUCCCGUGCUACUACUACUUCACUUCCAGCGCCGGAGUUCUUGCCUUUUUCAUCUAUUUCCUCACCCUCCACGAGAAGUGCUCGGACGAGAGCUACAGCGACCCAGAAACCCUACUCGAAGCCCCCGGCAUACCCCCUUUGCCUAAAAAGUACAUGGCUCUGCCGAUGCAAGAUCGCCGAGAUGUUGUGUACAGCAUGUUUCUUCAGUCCGCCAUUGAAAUGCGGAAGUCGGUUGGGAUUAUAGUGAACACGUUUGAGAAGCUCGAGCCGAGGGCUCUCCGGGCUAUUUUGGACGGGCAAUGCGUGCCCGAUGGCCCCACCCCACCGGUCUAUUGCAUCGGACCGCUGAUCUCAAAUAAGGAACCGAGCAACGGCACUGGAAACAGCAGCGAUGAUCGAGACGCUCCGGAGAGCUUAAAGUGGCUCGACAUGCAGCCAAAAGCAAGCGUCGUGUUUCUUUGUUUCGGGAGCCUCGGAGUUUUUUCGCUCGAGCAGCUGAGAGAAAUUGCGGUCGGACUCGAGAGGAGCGGACAGCGGUUCCUGUGGGUUGUGCGAAACCCGCCUCCGGACCCGAGCCGCCCCGUGGCAACAGUGGUUCAGGCUGACCCGGACUUGGAGUCCCUUCUUCCGGAUGGAUUCCUGGACCAGACCAGGGACAGGGGGCUCGUGGUGAAGUCGUGGGUGCCGCAGGUGGCGGUGCUUAACCACCAAGCGACGGGUGGUUUCGUGACUCACAGCGGAUGGAACUCUGUGCUGGAGGCGGUAUGCGCUGGAGUGCCAAUGAUCUCAUGGCCCCUCUACGCCGAGCAGGGCCACAACAAGGUGUCGUUGGUGGAAGAGCUGAAGAUCGCGCUCCCCAUGGACGAGUCGGAUGACGGGCUCGUGAGGGCGGCCGAGGUGGAGAGGCGGGUCAGGGAGCUGAUGGACUCUGAGGAGGGUAACUCCAUGAGGGAGCGGAUGGCCAUCUUGAAGGAUGAAGCCAAGGCCGCGAUGGGUCCAGGCGGGUCGUCAAAGGCGGCGCUUGCCAAACUCAUAGAGUCGUGGGUGGGCGCGCAAAUUGGAUAGAGCCCCGCUGAUGUUAAUUUAUGCUGUUAUAAAUUAAAGAAACUGCAUGUCAUUGUAAUUCCGACCCUUUGCCGACGGUAAAAGUGCGUUUGGUUUCAGAGUUGAAGUAACUUUAAUUUUGAUUGUGAAAAAUAA
Punica granatum (pomegranate) is the source of this 1762-nucleotide messenger RNA. Lineage: Eukaryota; Viridiplantae; Streptophyta; Magnoliopsida; Myrtales; Lythraceae. The record is from RefSeq and is a predicted model, not a curated record.